Molecule: messenger RNA, 1123 nt
Organism: Pseudopodoces humilis (Tibetan ground-tit)
Lineage: Eukaryota; Metazoa; Chordata; Aves; Passeriformes; Paridae
Source: RefSeq, a predicted model, not a curated record
CCCCCCGAGGGACCCCCGGAAUGUCCCCCCGAGGGACCCCCGGAGCUUCCCCCGGCGCGGCCGCUCAGCCCGACCCGGCUGCAGCCGCUGCUGCCCCCGGGGGCUCGGGGGGUCCCGGAGCUGCAGGAGCUCCGCCGGGUCCUGGCGGAGAUGCCGAGACCCCUCAAGCGCCGGGGCUCGAUGGAGCAGAGCCCCGGGCCCGCGGCCGGACCCAACCGGGCCCGCCAGUACCGGCAGCUGAUCCCGCGCCUCCUGCACCGGCCCGGGGCUCCGGGGGGCGACAGCGGCACCGCCGAGGGGGCGACACCGCCACCGGCACCGCCACCGGCACCGGCACCGGCACCGGCACCGGCAGCCCCGGAGAGCUCCCCAAUGAUGUCCCCGCUGUCGCAGGAGCUGCGCUCGGCCCUGCGGGACCCCUCCUCCCCCCGGCGCCGCCCCGGGGCUCGGGUGCGGCUGAACCCGCUGGUGCUGCUGCUGGACGCGGCCCUGAGCGGGGAGCUGGACCUGGACGUGGUGCAGCAGGCGGUGGCACAGCUGAACGACCCGAGCCAGCCCAACGACGAGGGCAUCACGGCGCUGCACAACGCCAUCUGCGGCAGCAACUACGGAAUCGUGGAGUUCCUGAUCGCCAGCGGGGCCAACGUCAACUCCCCCGACAGCCACGGAUGGACCCCCCUGCACUGCGCAGCGUCCUGUAACGACACCGGGGUGUGCGUGGCCCUGGUCCGGCACGGCGCCGCGAUCUUCGCCACCACCGGCAGCGACGGCAGCCUGGCCGUGGAGAAAUGCGACCCGUACCGCGAGGGAUACGCAGACUGCUCCAGUUACCUUACUGAGGUGGAGCAGGGCAUGGGGGUGCUGAACAGCGGCGUGGUGUACGCGCUCUGGGAUUACAGCGCCGAGUUCGGGGACGAGCUGUCGUUCCGGGAGGGGGAGCCGGUGACGGUUCUGCGCCGGGAGCCCCCCGAGGAGCUCGAGUGGUGGUGGGGGUCCCUGUACGGCCACGAGGGAUACGUGCCCCGAAACUACUUCGGGCUCUUCCCGAGGGUGCGGCCGCAGCGGAAGAAAAUCUGAGGGGGGGGUGGGGCCUGGACCCCUCCCCAAAUUCAGCCCCUCCCCC